This is a messenger RNA of Sinocyclocheilus grahami, 5133 nucleotides long. RefSeq names its product histone-lysine N-methyltransferase ASH1L-like. The transcript is spliced from 13 exons. The record is from RefSeq and is a predicted model, not a curated record. Gene Ontology annotation, cellular component: nucleoplasm. The coding region runs from base 74 to 5053 and encodes 1659 amino acids. Gene Ontology annotation, molecular function: histone H3K4 methyltransferase activity; protein binding. Gene Ontology annotation, biological process: regulation of DNA-templated transcription. Lineage: Eukaryota; Metazoa; Chordata; Actinopteri; Cypriniformes; Cyprinidae.
CAGUCCACAAGACAGCACCCAAGUUUUAAAUGCUCAAAAAAAAAAGGGUGAAGAUCUCCCAACUGGAGAAUCAAUGACCUCCUCCCUCAGUUCACGUGGUUCAAAUGAUAUGAAUGCUCAGACAUCUCAGCAGUACUCUUCCAAUAUUGAAAAUGACAGUGAAAGCACAUCACUUCCAAUAUCAUGUAGUGAGAAUUUAGUAAAGCAAGCUCCCUGCCCUCCAAAAAAAACUAGAAUCAGAGAAAGUAAUGUUUUCAAGGUUUUAAAUGCAAAAGAGAAAGAAGAUGGAGAUUCUGCAUGUUCCAAAAACAUGAGUAACGCCAUAACUAACAGUAUGAGUAAGGAAAAGGGUUUAUUGCAUCAGCAAAGUCCCUCUAUCAAGACAACAUUACUCCUUACUGCUUCAGAUAAAUCUGCCGAAUCAGCAACUCCUGAGAACAGCACUUGUACGCCAGAGUUACUGGACAGCAGAGGAAGGAAUAAGAAGUAUACUGAAAGUGAAGUUAUAGAUGACACCAGAAAGACGACUGUGGAACCUGCUCAAGCUGUUGCUGUCCAGCCAAAAGAUGGCAGCAGGGUGGGGCAUAUCAUUGACAAGAAUAAGAAAAGAUCUAAGCAUAGUGCAAACCAGGACGAAGAUGUGCUGUGCUCCUCUCAACCCCCUGGGUGUGCAGAUUCUCAGUUUAACAGUUCCGUUCCAAGUGAUGAGCCACCUUCACAUCCCAAACAAAACAUUGUGUCACAGAAGAAACAAAAAGCUGUUCAGAUGACUAAGAUGGAAAAUCCGGGCGAGAAGAUGGAGCUGUUGAAUACUGCUAAUGUUAGUUCCACAGCCUGUAAAAAGAUUCCACAAAAAUCAAACCUUAAAAAAAUUCCUUCCAUUAAGUCAUCAAAGGCAUUGUCAACACAGCAGGGUAAAUCAAGACAAGUUGGACAACCUUCUAAAUCUAAACAACUGCAAAAUUCAUCACCUAGAUCAGAAACCUUUUCCUUUGAGCCCCCUCCUAAGAAAAGGGGUCGUCCAAAAAUGGCCAGGUUGGAAGAGAAUCCUCAGGAAAGUAAGUCUCAGAAGUCCUCUUCUAAAUUCCCCAUACUUGAAUAUGCAAAUGUCCCUGAUCCAGAGAAUGGCCUGAAACUCCCAAAGCCAGCUCCCAAAACAAUAGGUCAACCCAAAUGUAACACCUCUGUCCAGAAAAAGAGAUCUAAAUCACUAGACUCAGCAUCAGGGAAGAGGGGAGCUGUAGGAAAACUCAAACCCUCCUUGUCUAAAGCUAGAGAUGCUCAGAUCAGCCGCAAACGAAACAGGUUGAUAAUGAAGACAGUAAUCACAAAUAUCAAUAGGAUGAGGGUGAAGAAGAAGGAUAAGGUACUCACACAGUUCCUUUCAGGGCAAAGCCAAAGUAACAAAUCAGAUUUUGCUCAGAAAGACAAUGAAGGUGAUGCUGAUUGUUCAGUUUCAGAUGGAACACACUCUUUAACCUCACUUGUUACCUCUUUUGGGGGAAAACUUGGUCCACAAAUUAAUAUCAGCAAACGUGGGACUAUCUACAUAGGAAAAAGGAGAGGUCGUAAACCUAAAGCUCAAAGAAAAACUUCUGAUCAAGACUCUGAACAAGUUCUGGGUCAAAAGUCUCAGCAAGUCUUGACAGAGUCUUCUAAUCAGUUGAACUCUUGGUCCACCUCUGGUGAACAUAGUCAUUCAUUUGAUGGCCAGUCUCCUUUGUGCAGCUCUCCCUAUUCAUUUAAACAUAUUGAGUCCCCUUCGCCCACUCUUAGUUCUUUCCGAAGAAAGCUUCAUCUUGGCAACCGUGAAUAUGAUCAACAUUCUGCUCCAAAUGUAACCAGUUCCCAAAAGGUUAAAGCAAUGCACGAAGAGAAAUCGAAACCUCCUUCCUCCUCGCAAUCUGCACCACGCCCUUCAGCCACAUCCCAGUUAGGCUCGGUAAGGAUUCAAGACCGCAGAACUACACACCUUGGACGAUCAGUAUUGAUGGAGAAAGAAAGACUCAAAUACAAGUGCCAUAGAAAAGGUCAUAAUUGCUUCAGCCAUGAUAAGAUUAGGGGACAUAAACACAAAUGUAAGAAGAAGUAUCUUCAACUCAGGGCUAAAAGGCAAGACCCAGCCUUCCUGGCAGAAAUUGAGGAGUUAGUGGUCAGAUUUAGUGAGAUUCGUAUUGUGCAUCAUAUCUCAUCACGAGGGUGUGGGGAUGAAGCAAAAUCUGGAAGGAAGAGUGGGAAAGGGAAAGCUCAUCCUCACGUUCUUCAGUGUCUACCACAAAACCUUCAUCAUCCAACCAUGUUUCAAAUCAACUUCAGUGGUUACUACUCCCCUCAGUCAGAAUAUUCUCGUGACUCUCUGCAUUAUGUCGGAAUGGCAGAUUUUAAGAGGAACAAUGGGUGUCCCUCUCAACCAGGUGAACAUAUUGUCACACAUUGCCCGGUAGUGCACAAACUUGGCUUUCCACUGUCAGGAGGCAGUUGUUACCAUCCACCAUACAAAAUGCCACUCUCUAACAAUUCAUUUGGUUUUGGACUUUAUAGGGGAUACCCUCCAUCUGCAACUAUAUACCCUUCGUCGCCCUUUAUACCCUCUUAUGUGCACCCCUACUCCAAAAAUCCCAUUUUAAGCCCAUCAAAGUUCCAUAAAAAGAAGCACAAGUUUCUGAGACGUGACUCUCUACUAUGUGGCGGGAAGCCACAGGGGACGUACGCUAAUGUAACAUCUCAUUCCCCUAGUGACUGGUUCAGUAGAAAUAGCUGGCAAAGAGAAGACAACAGAGAGCAGGCAAGAGAUAAAAGGUUUGUGGAUGAUAGGCUUAGAGAAAGAGAAGGAAUAGAGGGUUUACUAGGGCAAAGUAAGCUCAGAAAAGACCAUUUCAGAAGGGGUACACCCUCAAAUCCCCCCUGCUGUUCCUCAACACCCUCAAAACAAGCAGACAAACACAAAUCUUCACCACUUUCUUAUAUAGGACCUUCACAUCUGAGACCGGUAUCAAAAGUUAGGUGGGCAGAGCAUCAGCAGCCAUGGAGGUGGAGAGAGAGCACUCAGGUAGAGCCUGGGAACAGGGUUUUAAACCAAGGAGCUGGGUCGAGGUACCAGGAGGAUGAUGAUGAAGGUGAUGAAGACCUACCAUCACCUCCCCUAGCAGACAGAGCCAUCCACCAUCAUUCUUUCCUGAGGAACCCCAAUCUUGCUAGUAGCGCGUACAGUGGAAUGACAGCUCAAAGGAGGAUUGGUGAAGUUCAGUCUGCUUCAAGGAACUUAAUGAGACCUGGAAGCUCAUUGAUGAACGAUUGCUCAGCUGGAGGUAUAAGAACAUCAGAGAGCUUCCAGCCUGGUGGUUCACUCUUCUCUGAGCACUUCUCUGCCAGUCCCUCUCUUAAUGAACGUCAAGAGAGAGGAGGAAGAGAGAAAAGACCCAACACCAGCAAAACACACUUUCAGAGCAACGAUAUCAGGCUUUUUUCCUCGUGUACCACCUCCAAAAUCAGCCUUUCUCAUUUAAAUUAUUCAAAAAAUACGACGCCGAACAAACGUAAACUGAAACAUGUCAAAAAGCCUCUCAAGAAAAAGACUCCCAGAGGUCAAGAGGUCACAGGAAGUGAGGUGAAGAGAAGAGGACGAGGUCGACCAAGAAAAAACCCUGCACCGUGCUUCUCUCCACCUUUACCUGCUACACCUUUACAUCAUGAAGCCACAGAGUCUCCUGCGAACCGUAAAAAAGGGGAAAGAGAUGACUACACAGUACUCAAUGCAAUUGAGUCCAUGGCUCAACAUGAGAAAAAGAAAAGAAGGAAAGAAAGAGAUAAAACGAGGAGCGGUGGAGCGCAGGUAGAUGAAGUAGAAGACACAGGUCUGAGCCAAGAGCCCUCACAGUCACACAUCAACACAUCCUCACCUUCCCAGGCUCCAUCAGUGUCUGUAAACAGCCAAUCAGAGAAGAGGUCUGAAAAGAAAUAUGAGUGGGCGGGGCUUUACUCUGAUGUGUAUAAAAGCGAGAACCCCACGAGUCUGUCCUCUCCAGUACACACAGACUGCCUUGACUAUGAUUCUGAAAAACAUGAGCAUGGUCUACUUCCUGCACCUAUACACGUAGGAAAGUAUCUGAGGCUGAAACGGAUUGACUUUCAGUUGCCCUAUGACAUAUAUCGACUCUGUGCAAAGGAAAAGCGUCCUAAAAAGUCACGAAAGACCCCACGAAAGAUGGCCCCAUCCAAUGGAUCUGUUGAUGUAAUGUCUCGCACUCAGACCGAAGACGGUUCCUGUGAACAUCAGAAGCUCAGUGUGACACAUGACUGCGUUUCUGACAGCCUUAAUAGUAAUGUCAGCCCUAGACCUAAUACAGAAGAGAUUGGAAAAGAAAUUAGUGAAACAGACAUUGAAAAUAAUCUUCCCAAUCAACCUGACCCUCCCAAACAGCAGGAGAACGGCAAUGAUGCUGAAAAUAUCCCCUCCCCUCUCCUGAUGAUGCCCUUGUCUUGUGAGGAGAGGAGCUUCGUCUUGGAACAUGGCAUUUUUCUGGUGAGAAACUAUGAGAAAAUGAGAGACAGACAGGCAUUGCUCCUGAGGGAGGAGGUGACAGAGCGAGAGGAAGAAAACAAAGAAGAUAGAGGGAACAGCCAGAAGGGGGAUCAGAAAGGGGAUCUCGAAGACACCAGCACUAAGUCAGGUCCAGCAGUGUGUAUAGCUGUAAAAUACCAGUGCCUGGCUCACUCGAGCCCACAGUCUGAAAACAGAGAGGGAGACGAGGAGGGGAGAAGUGUACAGAGCAAAAACCUCACGCAAACACUCCAGGGGAUCUAUGACGUCAUUGUCAGUCAUAAGGGGUCAUCUGGACAAACCCUCGCCGCUCCUCUGCUGAACCUGUGCUCCAGAAAGAGAUCAGGCUCGGCUCCUGUCGAUCUCAGUACGCUGCUGAGGCAGCUCCUCUCAGGCCACUAUGAGAGUCUGGACAGCUUUCAUUCAGACAUGCUGAAGGUGUUCCACUGCGCCGAGGUUAAAACAGCACUCCUGGAAAUGCCAUUUGUGAGCAUGGACACGGCUGAUGCUUGACAACAUGAUUAGUUGAAAGCAGCUCAGCCUUUCUUUCUCUCAGGGAAAAGAAAGUCAAGUGAGGGAACAUGAGAUAUAAU